Saccostrea cuccullata (small rock oyster) is the source of this 580-nucleotide messenger RNA. RefSeq names its product RWD domain-containing protein 1-like. The annotation marks the transcript as partial. The record is from RefSeq and is a predicted model, not a curated record. The transcript has 4 exons. Lineage: Eukaryota; Metazoa; Mollusca; Bivalvia; Ostreida; Ostreidae. Gene Ontology annotation, biological process: cytoplasmic translation. Gene Ontology annotation, molecular function: protein binding.
UCUCAUUUUAUUGUCAGUCAAUUUAUUUAAUUUAAAGAAAUUUCUAUUUACAGUGCUGAAGACAGAACCAUACCAUGUAUUUACCAUCAAAAUUUCCUCACAAGAGUCUGAUCAAUCAACAGAGGACACAGAGCCUGCUUUCUGUGAAAUACAGUUUUCUUAUGUGGAAAAGUAUCCUGAGGAACCCCUGGUGUUUGAAAUUACAGACAGUGAAAACCUUGAGGAUGACAUGUUAGAGGAAAUAACCAGUCUUAUCAAUGAACAGAUAGAGGAGAAUCUGGGAAUGGUAACAGUGUUUACAAUUGUAUCAGCAGUGCAGGAAAAGCUGACCACAUAUGUAGAGGAUUCCAAGAGGAGAAAAGAGGAGGAAGCCGAGAGGAAACAGAGGGAAAUAGAGGAGGCAGAACAGAAACGAUUUGAAGGAACAAAAGUCACAGUGGAAACAUUUUUAGCCUGGAAGGCAAAAUUUGAUGCAGAAAUGGCUGAACUGAAGAAAGAAAAAAUUCAAAAAGAGAAAACAAAAGGCUUAACAGGUAUUUAUCGUGGCAUAUUUUUGCACCCUACAUGCAAGAUAAAUUAU